AUUUUGAUAAGCUUAAUUUUGAACAAUACCAACAUUUAAGUUUAAAAUAAAUUAACUUGACCUUCUCUUUUUCAGAUGGAAUUUGUCAUUGAGACCUCUUCUUCAUAAUUCCUCUCAACUUUUGGUCAUGGUCGCUAUUUCAAAAGGUUUUUGAGGCUUUGCUUUCGUGGAUCAUUCUGAGAUUCAUUUCCUAUGACAUUCAAUUUCCCAAUAUAGUUGCAUCAACCAGCUUCAACGUUAUUUAGUGCUAAAAAAAUGAGUGCCUAUAGUACAUUGGAGCUCACUCUCAGCGAAAUUCUUCGUGUGGUCAAUCCCUUGAGAGACGAUCGGUUGGCACGACAUCAAAUCAUUAACGAGCUUCGAGUUGUUGUUCAAUCUGUGGAAAGUCUUAGAGGUGCAACUGUGGAGCCAUUUGGAUCAUUUGCCUCUGAUCUCUUCACACGAUGGGGAGAUCUAGAUAUAUCGAUAGAUUUACCCAAUGGUUUAUAUAUUUCAUCUACUGGAAAAAGGCGCACACAGACUUUACUAGGGGAUUUACUAAGACCUUUGAGGAGUAGAGGUCAAUGGCGUGAUUUGCAAUUUAUCGCCAGUGCAAGAGUUCCCAUUCUAAAGUUUGAGAGAAACUACCUGAACAUCUCUUGUGAUGUCUCAAUCAAUAAUCUGAGUGGCCAAAUAAAAUCCAAGUUAUUGUUGUGGAUAAAUGAGAUUGAUGGGUGUUUCCGCGAUAUGGUUUUAUUGGUCAAGGAAUGGGCCAAAGCACAUGGUAUCAAUGAUUCAAAGUCUGGAACUUUUAAUUCAUACACUCUCAGCUUGCUUAUUAUCUUCCAUUUUCAGACUUGUGUACCUGCACUGUUACCUCCUCUUAAAGAAAUCUAUCCAAGAAAUAUUGUUGAUGACCUUAUAGGUGUGAGGGCAGUUGCAGAGAGACGUAUUAAAGACACGUGUACUGAGAAUAUAAACAAGUUUAGAUCGAAUAGGUCCAGAAGAAGAAAUCAAAUUCCUUUGUCUGAGCUUUUCAUUUCAUUCCUUGCAAAAUUUUCUGACAUUAGUUGGAGAGCCUCAGAACAUGUAAUCUGCCCACACACUGGACGAUGGGAAUAUAUUGGUAGCAAUAUGAAAUGGGCACGCAAAAAUUUUGCACUAUUUGUUGAGGAUCCUUUUGAGCAGCCAGUUAAUUCUGCCAGGACUGUUAGGAGUGAACAAUUAACAAGGAUAUCAGAAGCAUUUCGGACAACCCAUCGUGUGCUUAUCUCAGGCAAUCAGAAUCGGAGUUCUCUCAUUACAACUCUAGUGGGGCCUCAAGUAUCACAAUUUUUUCCUAGAACACCGCUCAAUAACCCUAUUGGCUACAGUAGGACUCAACCUCAAAUGCACAGGGCAGUCCACUCACCCUCACCCUCACGAGUGCAACAUCAUUUUCAGAACACAAGGGUUGAUAGACAUCCCAAUAACAAUAUCAUCGCGCACAGAACAGUUAGUGCAUCUCACCGUCAAGGCCAACAAGCCCGGAGACCAAGAUAUGAUAUAUAAACAGUGUCAAAUGGCCCAUGGCCUUGUGGACUAGUGGCAUGGAGGCAACUUUUAGGUGCUUGCAAGGGAGAGGUUGGGAGUUUAGCUCCCCUAGGGUGCUAAUCGAACAGUAUAUUAACUUCCGUCAAUAAAAAAAAAAAGUUGUCAAAUGUGCUUAAUGCUUGCUAAACAUUAUGUACUGCAGUUUAUUUGUGGAACCAAUAUGUUUGCUUAGUGGUUGCCUUUCUGGUUUGUUACCCUUUGGUGCAAAUUAAAAAGAAAAAAUUUCAUUCCCUUUUUCACA
This is a messenger RNA of Camellia sinensis, 1813 nucleotides long. NCBI's taxonomy places the organism in Eukaryota, Viridiplantae, Streptophyta, Magnoliopsida, Ericales, Theaceae. The record is from RefSeq and is a predicted model, not a curated record.